Molecule: messenger RNA, 815 nt
Organism: Psammomys obesus (fat sand rat)
Lineage: Eukaryota; Metazoa; Chordata; Mammalia; Rodentia; Muridae
Gene: Mmp24os
Product: MMP24 opposite strand
Exons: 2
Coding region: 92-247 (51 amino acids)
Source: RefSeq, a predicted model, not a curated record
UGUUUGUCUGCGUCAUAACGCUGCUCCUCCCUGACCACCCGACUGGCUCGGCUUCCGCUGCGGAUCCACUUUCGCUUUGCUGCCGGAGACCAUGGGCGCUCUCCUCAGUGGCGGCCAGGAUGGUCCGGAGCCCGCGCAGUCCCAGCCUCCGGCGCCGCAGGGCCCGCAGCAGCCUCAGCCCGAACCUGGCCCGUGGGGGCCGCUGGACGACGUGCGCUUCCUAAUCGCCUGCACGUCCUGGUACUAACCCGGCUACUCCUGGCCUCUGCCCUCCUGGGCCUGGCCUGGCUUCCACCCCAUGAUUUCCUGUCGAACUCCCUCACUCUGGUCAGAGAUUCUAAAAAGAUUGUGGAGCCCGAAAGUCCCACAGGGCCUCACAGGACUGCUCCCCAACCUCAGACUUGUUCCCUUCCUCGCCAGCCCCUAAACCAGCUCAGUCCCAUGACCCUUUCCAGCUCCGUGCUGGGGCAGCCUUCCCGAGCCUGAAGAGCCGAGACCAGGCAAGGCCUGGCAGGAUUCUGAUGGUUCAACUCCUGGUUUUCCCCUCGCUAGAACUGAGCUGCUGCAGGUGGCCCAGGCCAAGGCCCUGUCUCCAGAGAAGCUUUGCCGCAGUGACCCUCCCACACUGGGGGAGGACGUCUGAUUGCUGAUUAGAAGAUUCAGGAGGCAACGACAGAAUUGUACCCCCAAAGCACCCUUUUCUCUCCAAAGCCUGAUGUUUGUUCCCACACCCCAGGGAAAAGACACUGUAUUUCUGUUUUAUUUAGAAAUGAUUUAAAAAACAUUGUACAAAGGCUGAUCAGUUUAAAAUGUGA